Molecule: messenger RNA, 711 nt
Organism: Arabidopsis lyrata subsp. lyrata
Lineage: Eukaryota; Viridiplantae; Streptophyta; Magnoliopsida; Brassicales; Brassicaceae
Product: DENN domain and WD repeat-containing protein SCD1
Exons: 5
Coding region: 281-646 (121 amino acids)
Biological process (GO): regulation of Rab protein signal transduction
Cellular component (GO): cytoplasmic vesicle
Source: RefSeq, a predicted model, not a curated record
GGUUUUACGAAAGGAAAAAAAGAAUGCCCCCGUGUUUUUCUCUCUUCAUCGACUCCCUCUCUUUCUCUCCGAUGGCGACGUUACGAAGCACUAUUUCAAUCUCCGAUCAACGCAAAACGCAGACUUCCAAUUUUGCCGGCGAAGAUGCAGCAGAGGAAGCCGACGGCGAGUAGACCCAGUGGUACCCCAUGGUCGUUGACUCUCGUGAGUUUCCAAAAUCCUAGCUCUCCUCUGUCUCCAGAUCCUCUUUUCUCUUGAUUUCUUCUUUGUUCAGCUCAAAAUGGAUGUUGGCCGUGCUGCUUCAAGAAGCGAUUUGUCGACAGUGCGGGACGCACUUGAAGUUUCUGCAGAAAUGUUCAAGAAAGAUGCCAAUAAUGUUUCAGACUAUGUUCAGCGUCAUCUCAUCUCCAUAUCCAUCUGGGAGGAGUUGAGAUUCUGGGAGGGUUACUUCGAGUAUCUCAUGGAGCAGCCUGCAAAUGAAUCAGUGAACUAUGCUACGUUGGUCACAGCCAGGCUAAUCAUAGUGGCAUCACAUAUGGCUGGCUUGGGACUUCCUGAUACAGAAGCUUGGAACAUGAUUGAGACAAUAGCAGAGAAACAAAAACUUGGAUACAAAUUACUGGUAAUUAGGCUUUCUGUUUAUUAAUUCCGUCGCAAGAAAUUGUUAAACCAAGGAUUUUUUUUUUGCAAAUUUAUUUUCAAAUGUAUGAA